Acanthoscelides obtectus is the source of this 338-nucleotide messenger RNA. The record is from the annotation of a GenBank genome assembly. Lineage: Eukaryota; Metazoa; Arthropoda; Insecta; Coleoptera; Chrysomelidae.
AACCUUAUACUAUCCUUGUCUUGACUCGAUGAAUCGGUGUAGGAUCCAAAGAAUGCAAAACAGCUGCUGUAUAUUUGUGUAUGGUCUUCGAAAAUAUAGUCAUGUCUCCUCUAAGAUCAAGGAGCUGAAAUGACUGAAAAUGGAUCAAAAAUUUGAAUAUAGUCUUAAGGUAGGGUAAAAGGAGGAGAGAUGGACCAGGAGGAUAAACGGUCCACCGAAAAUAUCCGGCAAGUUGUGUCUGAGACGGCCACUAGAAGGCAUCAUCGCGCCUACGCGAAUGUUACGAUAAUUGAAUUUACCACAAUUAUGCCCAAUAAAUACAUCCGUAAAUAAAGCAC